Messenger RNA from Cololabis saira (Pacific saury), 6053 nucleotides. Its product is annotated as probable ribonuclease ZC3H12C. The coding region runs from base 384 to 3134 and encodes 916 amino acids. Gene Ontology annotation, cellular component: nucleus; cytoplasmic ribonucleoprotein granule. The transcript is spliced from 6 exons. Gene Ontology annotation, molecular function: RNA endonuclease activity; mRNA binding; metal ion binding. The record is from RefSeq and is a predicted model, not a curated record. Lineage: Eukaryota; Metazoa; Chordata; Actinopteri; Beloniformes; Belonidae.
GGAAGCAGCGGCCACUCUCCACCAAGGAAUGGCAGACAUUGUCGCUCCAUCUGUUCUGCCGCUCAUUGUCCAACUUGGCUGCUUCUGCAGAAGAAGAGAAAAAGGAGAGGAGGAAGAAAAGCCACUUGAACAUCCCGGAGGUGGAUCCCCCCCGCGCUCCACCUGCAGCACCGUCGCUUUUGGACCCGCGGAUGGGACAACUUUGGGACUUGUUCCAUCUGGGUUUAACCUGCAGCGUUUCAUCCGCUCAUUACGGAUUUAAAUAUGUGGUGAUCUCAUCCCCCUCCCUCCGGAGUCCCCUGACUGCUUCACUCCGGUACCGAUGAGUGGAGCUCUGUGAGAGCCGCACUCGACCCGGUGUGCUGGAUGUCUGCGGCGGAUCCAUGGGCCAGAAGGACCAUGGGGAGGCAGGAAGCGGCCACAUCCUCGCCCUGGGCCCAGAUCUGGAGUACCUCCAUGUAGCCGGAGCCGAGCGGCAAGCUGGCGCCGUCGACGGCUGCCCCGCUAUGGAGGAGCAGGGGGGGAGCGCCGGCGACGCCUCCACCGCCGGCUCCCCUCCACCCACCCUGCUAGAGGAGGGCGAGGAGUCGGCCCCCGGCUCCACCCUCGCCCCGAGCGCUGAUGGAGGAGAGGGUGGACCCGCCCACGGCAAGAACGCCCACCAGCCACUGUGUCGGACCCCGUGUGUGGACUUGGGCACCGAGGGGCCCCCUGAAUCCCCGUCUGAAUCUCCAGCAGAGCUCGGACGUGACGCUCCCGCGCCCUCCGGACCUCCACCCGGCCUCCCCGAGCCGUCACCGGCGCCGGGAGGCAGGGAGUACCAGGCCAAGCUGGAGUUCGCCCUGAAGCUGGGCUACUCGGAGGAGACGGUGCGGCUGGUGCUGUCCAAGCUCGGCCCCGACACCCUCAUCAACGACAUCCUGGGAGAACUGGUCAAACUGGGCACCAAGUCGGACAGCGAGCAGCCGGGGGGGAUCUUAACCUCUACCUCAUCCUCCUCUUCCUCCUCCUCCUCGUGCGGCUGCUCCGACUUGCUGGACGGGCAGCGCUCGGACUCGCCGUGUCCCUCAGACCCCGCCUGCGACCAGGACAACCUGCGGCCGGUCGUGGUGGACGGCAGCAACGUCGCCAUGAGCCAUGGCAACAAGGAGGUGUUUUCCUGCCAGGGCAUCCAGCUGGCGGUGGACUGGUUCCUCGAGCGCGGCCACCAGGACAUCACCGUGUUCGUCCCCGCUUGGAGGAAAGAGCAGUCCCGCCCCGACGCCCCCAUAACAGAUCAGGAGAUCCUGCGGCGCCUGGAGAAGGAGAAGAUCCUCGUCUUCACUCCCUCGCGGCGCGUCCAAGGCCGGCGCGUGGUCUGCUAUGACGACCGCUUCAUCGUCAAGCUGGCAUAUGAGUCAGACGGCAUCAUCGUCUCCAACGACAACUACAGGGACCUGGCCAACGAGAAGCCCGAGUGGAAGAAGUUCAUAGACGAGCGGCUGCUCAUGUACUCCUUUGUGAACGACAAAUUCAUGCCCCCAGAUGAUCCUCUUGGUCGUCACGGUCCCAGCUUAGACAACUUCCUGAGGAAAAGACCGGUUAUGCCCGAGCAGAAGAAACAGCCCUGUCCAUACGGAAAGAAGUGCACUUAUGGCCACAAGUGUAAGUACUACCACCCCGAGAGAGGGGCUCAACCCCAGCGCGCCGUGGCCGACGAGCUGCGCGCCAGCGCCAAGACGUGCGUCACCUCCAAGAACCAGGGGGACGCCGGGCUGGUGAAGAGCCACAGCGUGCCAGCCGGCAUCGAGGCCAAGAAGGGCGCCCCCAAACGGCAGUCGGACCCCAGCAUCCGGGCGCUGUCGUACAGCGACGCCGAGGAGAAGCUGGCGAGGAGCAGGGCGGAGGGCCAGAAGGGCGGCGGCUCAUGUAGCGGGAGUUUGACCGUUUCCACGGCGCCGGGAGGCCCCCCGUCCGGGCUGGCGCUCCCCCAGGAGCCGUCCAGAGCGCUGGCUCAUCACCCCGCCCCCGGCCACGACCUCUACCCCCACUGCGAGUCUCCGGACCUGAGCUACUACUCGGUGGCGCGUGCCUACUCCGGCCUGAGCCUCUCCUCCAGGCGCAGCCCGGACUGCCGCUACGCCAACGACCCGGACCUGCGUCUGGGCUCCAUGGGCUCGGCCGGCUCCGAGUGCAGCAGCGAGAGCAGCAUCAGCUGCGGCAGCAGCUGCGACUCCUACGGCGAGAGGUCGUGCCCCGGCUGCCCCCCCGACGCCCUGAUCGAGGACGGCGUCCAUUUCCCCAACCCCCACGGCCGGCUUUACUCCCAUCACGACGUCUGCGGCCUCCAUCCUGCCGACUACGCCAACAUCCAACACGGCCACGGCUCGGGUCCGGGGGGGCACGGCUACCACCUGGGUGGGGCGUGUGGGCAGAGCUGCUCUCACGACCCGCCCCCACCCGAAGCCCCGCCGAAGCGGCCGCUCUACCCGCUGCCCCCUCACCUCCAGCACCAGCCGUUGGCGGCGCGCUCCAGCUGCCCCGGCGACUACCACUCCCUGCCCCAGUCCAGCCCGCACCCCCCCGGCUCCCCGCUGGGCCGCUGCCUGGCCCCCACGCGGGGCGAGAGCGCGUCCGACUCGCACCUCUACGAACACCUCUCGGCGUCGCACCUCCACCACCGGGCCAAGGCGUCGCCCGGCUGGGACGCGUACUACCGGCAGGCGCCGCCGCCGUCCCGGUACGAGCCGUCCACCUACCAGAGCCUGCCGGACACGCGCCAGUCCCCCUGGCACACCCCCCCCUGGCCCCAAGACGGCUACGGCCAGCACCACUCCUCCCACCCGGCGCUCCACCCGUCCCCCACGCAUUACCUAAGCCACCCGCCGCCGUCGCACUCUCCCCACCCGCCGUAUUCGGCUCACAGCUCGCACCUCGCACUCCCCCCUCACCCCCCAUCGUCCUACGCACCUCAGCACCCGGACUCGCCCAUACGCGGCCGCUACGGGGACGUCAGGGAGAAGGCGUACGUCAACCUGUGCAACAUCUUCCCCUCGGAGCUGGUGAGCCGGGUGAUGGCCCGGAGCCCCCACAUCACGGACCCCCAGCAGCUGGCCGCCGCCAUCCUGGCGGAGAAGGCCCAGUCAGGCUACUGAGAGGUUUACAUCAUCAUCAUCAUCAUCAUCACUGAACUGCAUAGUAAAAACUUACUUUUUGACUUUAAUGCGACAAAUGGUCGAGUUCAAGAGGUUAAAACAGAGUAGAUAAUCCAAAAUCCAGCUGAAGAAAAGAGGGUUUAAAUGAGAGCAAACGCUUGUUGACCUGAUUUAAUCGCAUCAGACCUUCCACACGCAGGACUAGUACCUUUUUAUUAUUACUGUAUACAUUUAGAUGACUGAAAUUAGGGGAUAUUGGAUCAUUUCCACUACUUUUGUGGCCAUCAGCAGGCUAAAUAUGCACACUCCUUGUGUGUAUCAUUCAGCAUGAGUCAAACAGUGCUUGGAUGUUUGAUUUUCUUGCAUAUGACCCAACUUCAAAUCAUCUGGUACUGUUUAUUAUCAGUUUUAAAACAGUAGCCCCCCCCCAAAAUCGCUAUAUGUUGUGUGGUUCAAUUAAAAAAAAAAAAAAAAGGAUGUUGGAAAGCAUGCGACCUCGGUUUUAUUGGUCAGAGUUGUAGCUGAAGAGAUGGGUGACCCUGUCGUGUGUACCUUAGUUUUAGUAAGGGACAUCUCUCUCUCUCUCUUUCUAUCUCUCAUCUAUAUCUCUCUCUCUGGCCCUGUCAUUUUGGGUCAACUCUGAUAUCUGCUGCAGACGCAUUUGGCUAUAAGUUAAUAAAACACGUGUUGUAAAUAUAUUUAAUGGAUCCCACUGCUGUGCUUUUGGGUGAAAGCGUCUCCUGCCGUCUGUAGCAGAUCCCAGCCGAAUCCGUACUAGACAGAGAAAAACCCUGUUUGAUACAAAUUGUAUCAUUAACUAAGUCGCUGGUGUUUAUAUACAGUACAUGGACUUAUUGAUCUGUAUCUAUCCAACACUCUUGAUGUAUUGCUAUAUGAUUAAGUGCACUGUUCCGAUCGAGAUGUUCCAACUUUUAAUCUUGUGGAAAUAGCUUUGAGACAAUUAUUUCAAAUAUGAUGUUUUAGACACACAAAAAAACGGAGUUGUGUGCCUACUAUGUUUAGGCAUCACAACUACUUUACUUGUGCUUUUGGGCUUAAAGCUGGCUGAUUUUUCUACAAAAAAAUGAUUUUCUCAAUCCAAAUCCUACGAGACACAUGCUUUGGUUAACUGGACAGCCGUGCAUUUGGAAACAGAUUUGUUUUCACAUUUGAGCUUGGGGUCGAGUAAUUUCAACCUUUUUUAGGCUCCAAGUUGGGAACUAGAACUACUUUCGAGUAAUAUUAAAUUAUGCUCGAAAUAAUGAAGAAUGUAUGUAUUAUCUUUUUCUUCUAAAUCAUGAAUUUAAAAAAAAGUUUUAUGUUUAGGUCGUGGUGAUAUCCCAUGGUGGCUAUUUUGAAUUUAUUUAACAUUUUAGUAACGCACCAGGCUAACAUUUCCUUUUACUUUUCUGUUGAAUCCUGGCAUAGUUGAGGCUUCAUUUGUAGCAUUAUGUUUAAAUGUUAAUCCAUGUUUUGCUUUCACGAUAUAUACUUAUCAGGUCUCACGUCGUCGAAUCAGGGAGCUGUAAAUCUAGAGCAGGAGGCGGGACAUAGCCAAGAUCUGGUAGCUCAUUGGCUACUGAAUCGGCGCCUAACACAAGGAGGUAUGUUGUUAAUGUCAUAUAUGGCAUUAACUAAAACUUAUCAUAUGAUGAAGAAAGAUCAGAAAUUUACCAACUUACCUCCACUUACUGGGUCGAUAUUGCGCUUUGGUGUCUAAGCAAAGCACAGAGUCGUUAAGAUUAAUUAGCCAAUCAGCUACUAGAUUUGGACUAAGCCCCGCCUCCCCGCUGUUGAUUGACGCAGCACUGAUUUGACCAUUACAAUCGUUGGUUUGGUUGGAAAGCGGAGUGGGUUUAGGAAAUGAUGGCGAGAAAAGAAAAGCUGUAACUGAGAGACAACUGCAAAACUCAGAUUUUUUUUUGCUUACAGAUUCUGGGUAAGAUUCUCUACAUGUGUUGGCGUUGAAGUGACGUCAUACUCAUAGUCCAGGUUCAAAACGGCCACCAUGGAAAUCAAACCUAGUAAUCUCAUCAUACAGUUUAUCAGAAGCCAGCUACUUAAAAGCCCAAAUGGUUUCUUUCCCGUCCAACGUGUCUCAUUGUACAAAUAUGAGUAAGUGUACAAUAACACGUGCUGUGGAUGAGAGAGAGCCUUUGUGUGUAUUGAAGAAGCGCCUUCUCUCUGGCCUCCUGGCACUGUGUGUCAGCGUGGCACCCGAGCGUGGGCCCAAAGUAAUGCCUCUUCAUGGCAUUGUGCUUAUGACACAUCCAAUACUCUGAACUAUGUUCAGCUAACUAUUAUGCAUGGUUUGAUUUACUUUCUGCAUGCAUUCUUGUGUUUAAUUGUACAUAACGCGUGUCUGUUUCUGUCCUCGGAGGCUUGUCUUGCUGUUACUGUGAUGUGCUAGUUGUUAUAUACUAUGUUGAACUGUACACAAUAAUUGAAGUGUAAAUCUUUGCUCGUAUCUUGGUAGUGAUUUCAGUGCAGCGCGCUUCUAGAAUGGACAUUCCAAUUUUGAGGGGACACAUAGUGUUUAUUUAAAAAGGAGUCUGUCCGACACAGUUUCCCCUGAGUGCAUCCAGCCAGGAGCUGUUUUAUUAUUCUGUAGUGUAACAGGAUAAAAAUCCACCCUUUCAGAUGUUCUUUACAUUUUGUGAGUAGCAGUGUAAUUAAUACAAUAUUGUAAGAGUUUCAACUGAUGUUCAAUAAAGAAAUAUAAAAACACUCCACUAACAAACUUCAGACAUGUUGCUUUGACUGUCUCAGUUUCAAUAUACUAAUACUACUGAAAUAAAGAUCAUUACUUGGGUAUUUUGGCCUUAGUUUCUUCAAAAACCACUGGCAUCAGAAAAUCAGGGCUCGUAAUUAAUAAUUUCUAGAAAAAGUAAUUAUAGGAAAUGUGCUCCUGAAUUAUCA